Messenger RNA from Anneissia japonica, 2246 nucleotides. RefSeq lists its product as uncharacterized. The transcript has 8 exons. The record is from RefSeq and is a predicted model, not a curated record. NCBI's taxonomy places the organism in Eukaryota, Metazoa, Echinodermata, Crinoidea, Comatulida, Comatulidae. Bases 242 to 1156 code for a protein of 304 amino acids.
GCAAUCGAAACCGCACCAGGAACAGCUAUAGAAAUAUAUACGAGUGAUGAAAAGUUUAUGCUGUGGUUAACUGUCAUUCUGGCCCAUUCAUGCGGAUUCUUGUUGUAAUGUGUCCAUGCGAUAGGAUUUAUACUUCAGCGACUGAGAUGAUUCGAUGAGCGAGGCACAACCGUGCUGUAUACGCCUCAGUAAAGCUUGCUUCUGAAUCCUGACUUUUAUAUGGUCGAAUGCUGGCAUCAAUAUGAAGAACGUCUUCAACAGCAUUCAGCAUAAACUCAAAUCGACAGAAUCACCAGAUUCAGUCGACUUUGAAGAGUCUGUCAAUUAUGAAAUUAUAUGUCGCCUGGUUUGUGAGCUAGGGAACCAAAUGAUCGGACAGUACCACUCAAAAAACAGUAACUCGGUUGUGUAUGAUGACGUCAGUUCUCUAAUCGACGGUUCUUACGCGAAAGAACACUUUAACCACCCGAAUUUCACAUCAGAUGAAAAUUCAAGAUGCAAAGAACCCAACUCAAAUGAACUUGAACUAAAAACAUUUAUUCCUGUUACGCAAUCCACCAUACCACGUGAUAGUGUCUAUGAUGGAGCUGAUCUAGACCAAGUGUCUUACAUUGAUAUUUGUGAUAAGAUAUACCAGUAUUACAAGUCGAAACUUAAGAAGCAUGAGACACACAGACUAACAUCAACAGAGUUUGAUGCUGACUGGGAGUAUGUUACUAGGCUCUUCAGCGCGCUCGGCGUGUCUAAUGAGGAAAUUCAAAAAUAUAAAAAUAGACCGACAGAAAAACAAAAGGAACGUGUCAAAGAAGACUAUAUUAACCUAGGUGAAGCAGAAGAAACAGUCCCAUCACUUCAAACGGCUGCUCCUGUUUAUGUUAUGAAGACACAUGUCCUAUCGCAUUCCAGCAGACUUCAAGAACCAAAGGAAUUGGGACUGAUAAUCGUAUUAAGCACUGUUUUUCUUGGGUUGUCUAUUACAUUUUUCAUCUUGGUUACAAAGCACAAAAGCCCCAAAAUGAUUAAAGAAUUGCUAGUAAUUUUAGCUCUACUCAUCGUCACAGGAUUCCCUAUGUUUCGUUGUAUUAUUAAACGACAAAUCAAGGCAAAACAAUCUGUAAAAAAAUUAAAUGCAAGACAGUUGUACAUGUAUGCUUGAAAUUGAAUUCUUAACUUGGCCUGUCUUCUACUUUACUUGUAACCAGACAUAAAUCCUACACAGAUUUCCUCGCUAUUUAAGCAAUGCAUACCGUAUUGUUACUGAAUUCCCACGUUAGAUAUAUUAUCAAACGUCAAAUCAAUAGAAAAUAGAAUUAAAAUCAAGGCAACUAUACAUGAAUUUUUUACCAUUUUCGUUGACCUGUCUAUUGCGUUUAAAAUAUACAACUAGUAACAAAGCACAAAAUCUCUGGUAAAAAUAAAGAAUUACUCCUGAUUAGGCAAAGCUUAUUGUCACUGGGUUCUAUGUUUCGAUGUAUCAUCAAACGACAGAUCAAGACGACAUGAAAUCUACAUUAAUAAGAAGUAGUACAGGCUUUUAAAUUCCCAAAGUGAACGAAUUGACAGAAUACAUUUGUAGCACAAAUAAAUUAUUGUGCUACAUCAGUCCUAAAUCUACUGAUAACAGAAUAUAAUUAGGCCUAUUCAAAUAAUAGGCCUACUCAUAUUUCCCCUCUACGAGACGACAAUUUCGGCCUUGGUUUAAAUUUGUAUUUUACAUUCCUUGACUGUAGUAUGUUUCUAUAAUUUAAGUUUUUAAAGUCGCUACACAUUGUCUUCGUUCUUAUAAUAUCUUUUUAUAUGUCCAUUUCUCUAAAGAUAUAGUGCAUCAGUUGCAAAAAUAAAGUUUAGGGUUUUUUUAAUAUCGAAUUUAAAGGUUCCGUUUCCAAUCACCAUUAGAAAUAUUGCACUGUAUAUUUUGUUUUAAUGUUAAUUGUUAUUUAUAUAUUUUUAUCACAAUUUAUUCUUGUAGUUAUUUACUAUUUAUUUAAAUUAUUAAUUCACAUACACGCAAUUGGCAAUGGUUUGUGCAAUAAUUGGUCUUACCGAUUUUGAAUGUCAUUAUUUUUUAAACAUUUAAAUUUAUGUGUGUUUGACGGUUCACAAUCCAGUAUAAGCAAAGAACUUAAAAAUGUAUAUCUUGUUUAUUUAACAUUUUCUAUCAAUAAAUGCGUCAUAAUGUUUGCAAGAUUCAAUACUUCGUUUUAUUAGUAUUUUUAUACUUUUUAAUGUGUACACGUUUACAAUAA